UAUACCAUUACCCGCGUUUACGCGUAAUUGGUAGUGCUGCAUUCAUGUUACCAGUUUCGCAUUUGCUACAUCAGUGUCCGUUGCUACUUUAUGAACGCUUUGCAGUGCUAGAAGUUGUCUUCGUUGUUUCACUGAAGCCAGCCAGAUAACCGAAAUUCCAUUAUCAGGAUGGCCAAGUUGUCCGGUCGACACGGAAUGCUAGUGUUUACUGGUGGGAUGGAUGUCGCAUUUGGUGUUGUCUUCAUUCUGUUAGGAAGUGACUCUGUGAGAAUCUUUUCUCAUGGUGCAGUUGGAGUGCCAAUGUGGGCCGGUAUCGGCAUUAUCCUAGUUGGUAUCGGGAAUUUUGUAACAGUUCUGACAAGCGGUAAAAAGAAGAGGACGGAGUAUGUUAACAUCAACUUUGGUUCCUUGGUUCUGAAUUUGUUGGGGAUGACUCUGGCUGCCUGCCUGAUUGGUUUCUAUACCUGGGGAACGUGGGACGUGUUACAAAUGGGCUCCAGUGACACCUUGAUCCCGAACUCCACCAUAUCAUACUCCGACGCGAUUUCCAUCUACGCUACUGUCCUUUUGAUGGCUAUCUUUGUCUUCCUUCUGAGUAUGAUGGUGAUGUUCAUGGACUGUUGUAGCUCUGUUAUGUUUGGCGACGCGCCUGGAUCACGAGAUUACGGAUUACCGCCACCCCGGUCUCGCUCUAUGUAUGACGGUCCAUACGGAAUGCCCCCAUCACAUAUGUACAAGCCGUAAGACCCCGCCACAUCGGUGGUAAGACUUCGUGUAUAACAUACACGGACCCACGAGUCAUCUUCAAAAUGCUGUGGUCAAUAAAUUCAUCGAGUCGGACAAAAACACAAAGCAAAAAAAAAUGAAAUAAAAAGAUAAAAAGAUAAAAACAACUGCAUUGCCAUUUGGUGGCAGCAUCAAGUAGAACAAUCCCUAAUGUCACUUAUACUGAAUUAUUGUUGAAUCAAAGGAAAGGGUAAAAUGUUAAAAUAGUUUGAUUCUGGAGUUUAUCAAUUUGAUUGGUGUCAUGCAAUUUUAAUUUGCCUGUAUAUUGCAAAGUUAACGAGUGAUCAUAAUCUUAUGCACUCAGAAUAUGAUCUGGAAAGUAGAGGAAUGUAUAUACCAUUUUGUUAUUUCAGUGCUACUGAUCCCUGUGUAAUAUCUAUUCAAACUUGGCACAAUUCAUAAAUUGCUGACUACUUGUGUAGCAUCAUAUAAUUAUUUUGUUUUCAGUUUGAGUUUUCCGAUCAAAAAGGGUGUUCAGUUUGCUAACGAAGCGAGGAAAGUCAACUUGAAUGCUCAGUUCGGGAUGCUCCUAGCUAAUUUUUUUUUACUUAAGGUGUAAAAUGGGUGACAAAAUUUUUAAAUGAUUAAGAACACAUACAAGUCUUGUAUAAUCGCCAGUAAGUAUAAUAAUCGCUUUAUCUGAAUUACUUUAAAACUAUUUAAAACACUGUUUUAGACUCAGUACGAGUCCUGUGUCUAUAAUUCUUUGAAAAACUCCUUAAUUAAGAAAUACACUUUAAAUUUUUAAUUUUCUCCGCACGCAGGAGUCCCUAAGAAAGUGACAAUUGCAAACAUUUUUUUUAGAAAAACCGAAGCUUUGCAAAUGGAAGGAAUUCGAAACUGGCGUUUUGAAUAUCACAUUUUUGUGGCACAGUUACCCUGUAUAGCUGAUCUUAAUUCUUUUGUUGGAUUACACCUGGCAGGAACUCUUUAAGUUCAUAAUUAUUCUUAGCUUUACGCACAUGCCAUGAUCUCACAUUAUUUUAAUUUGAAGAAAUUGAUAAUUCAUUUGUGUCGAUUUGUGUCAAUUGAACAAGCUACUGGUUGCUCGGCUGUGGCAACGUCGUGAAUUACUGGUCUCAGCGAUUCAUCAAAAUAGUUCAAAGGAUUUGUGGCAAAAUAAUACGAAAAUCUGAAAAAAAAAUAAAUGUCCAAUUGUAACUUUUUAA
Messenger RNA from Acanthaster planci (crown-of-thorns starfish), 1955 nucleotides. RefSeq lists its product as uncharacterized. The record is from RefSeq and is a predicted model, not a curated record. NCBI's taxonomy places the organism in Eukaryota, Metazoa, Echinodermata, Asteroidea, Valvatida, Acanthasteridae.